AUGAGGUACAAUUAUACUACUCAAUGCAAAAAAGAAAACCACUGCUCUAUUGGUUCAAGAAAACCAGUUAAAAUAUUUAGCCUAGAAGAAAAAAGGAUUAAAAGACAAACAAUUAAUAAACAAAUAGUUUUAUUAAUUCUUCAGAGUUGUUAUGAACUUUCUCAAGAAUCUGAUGUUAUUAGUGUUUGUCCAAAUUCUCCAAGAGAAAUCAAUUCAUAUGAGAUUGAUGAUUUAAUUAAUCAAGUUGAACAGUUAUUAUCAGGAGGUCAAUCUCUUGAUUGUAUUUAUCCUUAUGUAAAGAGUCUUGUUCGAUCUUAUAAACAAUAUUAUUGCUGA
Molecule: messenger RNA, 336 nt
Organism: Entamoeba dispar SAW760
Lineage: Eukaryota; Evosea; Mastigamoebida; Endamoebidae
Exons: 1
Coding region: 1-336 (111 amino acids)
Source: RefSeq, a predicted model, not a curated record